AUGCUCGACUUCAGUGGGUUCUUCAGUUGGAGUAGGCUCAUUCUUGAGAGCCAAAGAACCAAAAUAGUAGCCCUCUCUGCCCUGAGGAAUGCUCUCGCCAGCCACGAGCUUGUCGAGAACAACCUUAUAAAGCUCUCCCAAGUCGUGGAUGUGAAUAUGACUCCAAAUAGCUUCUCCAGAAUACACCGAAAAUGGACCAUCGUUCUUGACACUAGCCUUGAUCAAUUCUGGAAUCUGGACCGAAUUGACCUUGUCGUAGCCAUGGCUGAUACCAAAAAUAAGCGAUGGACAAAUAACAGCAGUUUUGACUUGCGGGUUCUUUUCCUGGAUUUCCAAGAUGAGCUUGUCGACGGGACGGUGAGGAGCAUCAUCACGAAUCAGGUUAAUUUCGUCAAUAUCCUUUUCGUCCGACCACACUUUCAAAGUGGGCUUCUUGUUAGCAUCCAAGGGUUCUCCCAAAACUGA
Meyerozyma guilliermondii ATCC 6260 is the source of this 465-nucleotide messenger RNA. RefSeq lists its product as uncharacterized. The record is from RefSeq and is a predicted model, not a curated record. The transcript has a single exon. Bases 1 to 465 code for a protein of 154 amino acids. Lineage: Eukaryota; Fungi; Ascomycota; Pichiomycetes; Serinales; Debaryomycetaceae.